CUGGAACCUUGCAUGGGGCGCCAGCGGCGGCCGAGGGAGCGUGACUGCGCUGCGCAGGGCGCUAGGAGGCAUUGUCGCCACCCAGCCUUGGGAUGAAAAUGAAGUGAAGUAAAUGAAGCUUGACAAUCUUGUCUGUCUAGUUUUGGGGGCUCAGGAGUCCACUCCAGCCUCGUCAUCCCAGGUGCAGGCCCCGUUGUGAACAGCAGACCGGCCUUGCGGCUGGCAGCUAGACACCCGUGUCUGCAUGCUGAGGAAGAUGGGUGAGGCCGUGGCCAGAGUCGCGAGGAAGGUCAACGAGACGGUGGAGAGUGGCUCUGACACCCUGGACCUGGCUGAGUGCAAGCUGGUUUCCUUCCCCAUUGGCAUCUACAAGGUCCUGCGUAAUGUCACUGACCAGAUCCACCUCAUCACCCUGGCUAACAACGAGCUCAAGUCCCUCACCAGCAAGUUCAUGACCACAUUCAGUCAGCUCCAAGAGCUCCGCCUGGAAGGCAACUUCCUACACCGCCUCCCCAAUGAGGUCAGCACACUGCACCACCUCAGGACCAUCGACCUGUCCCGCAACCAGUUCCGAGACUUCCCCGAGCAGCUCACCACCCUGCCGGCGCUGGAGACCAUCAACCUGGAGGAGAACGAGAUCGUAGACGUACCCGUGGAGAAGCUGGCUGCCAUGCCAGCCUUGCGAACGAUCAACCUCCGCUUCAACCCGCUGAACGCCGAGGUGCGCGUGAUCGCCCCACCACUCAUCAAGUUUGACAUGCUUAUGUCUCCAGAGGGCGCACGGGCCUCCCCACCUUAGGCCACCAUCCUCAUGCCCUCCCAGCAAGGGACAGAGGCCACUGGCCUGCCGCCUUGAGGGAAGGGAGUACCAUGGUCCAUGGAGGCCAAGCAUGGGGGGCUGGGGCGGGUGGACUGAACAGCACAUAGUGGGAGGGGUGCAGGAGGUCCAGGAUAGAUAGCUUAGAGCAGUAGUGGGUUCUGGAAUGCCUGAGGGAGGAAGUGAGGCAGGGGCUGGAGCCUGGACUCUGGGCACUCAGAGCUGCUGUGCAACUUGGACACAUCUCCUGGCCCUCUCUGACCCUUGUUACUUGGAAAAAGGGGUGAUGGCAGGGAACGUUUGCUUCCUUGGGCCUCCACAGAGGUUUUACAGGAAUUACACACUUCCAAAUUACUCUGGAAACAUUAGGCACCCUCUGAGCCCACAGGUGAGCUUUAUGGAGCAUUGUCUGGGCCCCUGGGUUAGAGCCUUUGUUUCUAGGGAUGAGAAACAGUUGUUGCCUUAAGGGGAAUAGGAGAGAACCUCCACAUAUUUAUUGCUUCCUGAGAAAUAGCCUGGAGGAAGCUCUUCACAGUGCCUGUCCUCAACUCUGUGGUCUCUGGAAUGGCGGGGACCAAAUGAGGACACCUGGAAAAGCCACGGAGCGAGCACAGCCUGCUCUGCAGCAGAGUGAGAACGUUGAUGUAGGAGCCCCAGGACCAUCAGGAGAAAAAUCAAGGCCGCUUGGUCUUUCUUGUGUUUAAGAAUCCAGUGGGGCAAGGCCAGCAGGUUGUGUGGUGGUCAAGGCAUUGGAGUCCCACAUGGUCGGCUAUGGUUCAAACCUCGGACCUGGUGGUUUGAAAAUCAGACUGA
This is a messenger RNA of Tupaia belangeri chinensis (Chinese tree shrew), 1630 nucleotides long. RefSeq names its product leucine rich repeat containing 20 (gene LRRC20). Gene Ontology annotation, molecular function: protein binding. Lineage: Eukaryota; Metazoa; Chordata; Mammalia; Scandentia; Tupaiidae. Gene Ontology annotation, cellular component: cytoplasm. Bases 245 to 799 code for a protein of 184 amino acids. The record is from RefSeq and is a predicted model, not a curated record. The transcript has 6 exons.